Molecule: messenger RNA, 2474 nt
Organism: Dunckerocampus dactyliophorus (ringed pipefish)
Lineage: Eukaryota; Metazoa; Chordata; Actinopteri; Syngnathiformes; Syngnathidae
Gene: arid3a
Product: AT rich interactive domain 3A (BRIGHT-like)
Exons: 9
Coding region: 699-2345 (548 amino acids)
Biological process (GO): regulation of transcription by RNA polymerase II
Cellular component (GO): nucleus
Molecular function (GO): DNA binding
Source: RefSeq, a predicted model, not a curated record
UAUUACAACGCUGGUAUAGAUGAUAUCGAUGUUUGGAUCGAUCCGCCCACCUCUACCCCUCUGCUCUCGGUGGUGGGGGUGGCCCCUGCUGAUUCAGAGGUUAGGAAUUUGCAUUUGAUUGCUGUUUGUCAACCAAUGGCCAUACCGUGUGUGUCGGCUGGAGACUAUUCCCCACGCCUCCGUGUGCGCUCACAUCGACAGCCAACCUCUGAAAACACAAUUACACGCCAAAGCUGGAGGCCGGGAGUAGAUAUCAUGCAGUCACGUGCAACGAGUUUACUUGUAGCAGAUAAACAUAAGCGCCACCUCUCUUCUUCCUGCGUGUGGAGCUUUUUCUGCCCGCUGUGUGUCAUUUAGGAAGGGGGUCAGUGUCAGGGAAAUCAGGAAUGCUUCUUCCGGCCCCAAAGCGUGUGAAAAAACAGCGGAAGUCGAUGUGGUUUUUGUAGUCUGUCAACAAAGUCUCAUAUUCCUACCUGUGGUCGGUUCCCUCCUUCCUCUCUGACAUCAAGACCUCACAAGACAAAUACACUAUACACAUUCCCAUCACCUCCAAUCCUCCUGCUAGCCACUAGUACCAUUUGUUUUCUCUGGGCAAAAGGACCAACCACCAUCCCCAGACGAACCCACAACUAGUGCUCCCUCAGUGGGGGAGGGAGGGGAAGGAAGGCAGCGUAACAUUGUGCCGCUCCCCCCCAGAUAUGAAGCUGCAAGCUGUCAUGGAGAACCUGCACAGGCAGCAGAGGGCCAAGCUAAUGAUGGAGCAGCAGCAGCAGCAAGCAGCACUCCAGCACUCUCAGAUCCACACCAGUGGAGGGACGGGCAAUGAGUCCGUAAACAGCCCGGCCCCUGACAAUGAGCAAGCCCAGUUGGUGGCCCUGGCGGCCAUGCGUGCGGCUGCGGCUGGAUUACAGAGGGUGUCUGACAGCCGCAUGUCGGAGCGCAGCAGCGGCAGUGAGGAGGAAGGUGAAGAAGACGAUCAUGAAGGAGAGGAGCAAUACAAAGAUAUGAUGGCGUCUGAUGAGGAGGAGCAGAUCAAACAGAAGUGGGAUGAGGAGGACUUUGAAGGCGAGAUGGAAGAAGACUUUGAUGACGACCUAGCGGAGGAAGGUCUGCCAACAGGCCACAAUGCAGUGGUUCCUGGGAAAGGUAUCCUCCUGCUGCCUCACCGCCAGCUCCACCCUCACUCCCAGCUGCUGAAGGCCCGGCCCAGCGUUGACCAAGAGCCACGUGUAGCCAUCCUGCCUCCGAACACCACACACAGCCACCAAGGGGGCCAAGACCAUGGGGAAUGGACCUAUGAGGAGCAGUUCAGACAGUUGUAUGAACUGGAUGGAGACCCAAAAAGAAAAGAAUUUCUGGAUGACCUCUUCAGCUUCAUGCAGAAGAGAGGCACCCCGGUGAAUCGUAUUCCCAUCAUGGCCAAGCAGGUGCUGGAUCUGUACAUGCUGUACAGGUUGGUGACAGAGAAGGGCGGCCUGGUGGAGGUCAUCAACAAGAAACUGUGGAGGGAGAUCACCAAGGGACUUAACCUGCCUACCUCAAUCACCAGCGCAGCCUUCACCCUCCGCACACAGUACAUGAAGUACCUGUACCCAUAUGAAUGUGACAAGAGGGGUCUGAGCAACCCCAACGAACUCCAAGCGGCCAUUGACAGCAAUCGGCGGGAAGGCCGCCGGCAGAGCUUCGGUGGCUCCCUCUUCACCUACUCACCCAACGGGACACCAACCAUGCUGUCGUCACCAAAGCUCUCCACACCCACUAUGGGCUUGACAGUUGGCACCAAUGGGGCCUCACUCACCACCAUUCAGAAGAUCAAGAAAGAAGAGGGUGGUCAACCUCUCGUGGGGCUUGGUGUGCCUCGCUUACAAGCAGGAGCGUUGGCAGGUCACUCGGUGGCUGCUGUGCAGGCGGCGGCAGCCCAGGCGGCCAUGGCAGCUCAGGUGGCAGCUUUGGAGCAGCUGCGGGACAAACUGGAGGCCGGAGAGCCACCGGAGAAGAAGAUGGCACUGCCAGCUGAGGAACACCAUCGGCUACUGCAGAGAGCACUGCAACACAACCUGCUGGCCAUGACAGCACAGAUACCCAUGAACGUCCGCAUCAACCAACUAGAUGGUAGACAGGACUCAGCCAUGAACCUCACCACCAAUGGCACAAACAGCAUUAGCAUGUCAGUGGAGCUCAACGGAGUCAUGUACGCUGGUGUCCUUUUUGCUCAGGCAGCAGCUGGGUCAGCCCCGUCGGGUGCGUCCCUCUCCAGCAAAGCUGUGGGCAGUCGCGUCGCUCCUCAGCCGCCGCAGCAGCAGCAGAACAUACCUACCUCAACCUCCAACAACCCAGUGUCUUAACAAAGCCUCCGCCUUUCCCUUUUAUUUUUUUAAUGGUCAUGCUAAGUGAAGCCAAAAAAAACAACCUCAUUUUCUACAUAGUCUAUGCCAAAAAAAAAGAGAAAAAAGAAAAAAAAAAAGAAGAAAGCA